Molecule: messenger RNA, 1266 nt
Organism: Cucurbita pepo subsp. pepo (vegetable marrow)
Lineage: Eukaryota; Viridiplantae; Streptophyta; Magnoliopsida; Cucurbitales; Cucurbitaceae
Product: RNA exonuclease 4-like
Biological process (GO): rRNA processing
Cellular component (GO): nucleus
Molecular function (GO): 3'-5' exonuclease activity; nucleic acid binding
Source: RefSeq, a predicted model, not a curated record
UCGGUUCGAUUUGGUUUGGUUUGGUUUAGUACGAGCGUUUAUGGAUCACCCAUCUGAAACACUAAGGCACAAAUGUGCAGCUUGCUUCAGGCAGUUCAACAAGAUAGAGCACUUGGUAGAGCAUAUGAGACUCUCGUUUCACUCACUUCAUGAACCAACUUGCUCCCUUUGCCACAAACACUGCAGAUCCUUUGAAUCUCUCAGAGAACAUCUCAUUGGGCCUCUGCCGAAGCAAGAAUGCAACAACAUAUUCGGCACGAGAGGAUGCAAAAUCUGCUUAGCCAUCUUUGAGAGUCCUCACACCUUGAGGCUUCACCAAGAAAGAUGUCAACUUCGAUCUCCAAAUUCCAGUCAAACCAUGGCCCGUUUUCGCAACAUGGGAAUUUAUGACAAAUUGACGAGCGACAACGGCCGCAUGAGGCGCCAUGAAGCAGUGGCAUUAGCUUGCAGAAUGGUGGGCGGUGGCAGCGAUGGGUCGUUAGAUAUAUGCGCAAGGGUCUGCCUGAUUGACGAAAACGAAACCAUCAUUUUCUCUACUUAUGUCAACCCAACGCUCCCCAUCACAAACUAUAGGUUGGAGUCCACGGGCGUUGGUCCAGAAUACAUGAGGGAUCAUGCAAUGCCAUUGAAGCAAGUUGGGAAGAAAAUUGAAGACAUCCUGUGCAAUGGUGAGCCGAUGUGGAAGAUUCGACCUGGGGUGGGAGGGAAAGCAAGGAUUCUUGUGGGUCAUGGCUUGGGAGAUCACCUCAAAAGCUUGCAAAUUGAGUAUCCACCAUUCAUGAUAAGGGACACUGCCUACUAUCCACCAUUGAUGAAAACAAGCAAGCUCACCAAUUCUCUCCACUAUCUAACACAAGCAUAUCUUGGAUACGAUAUUCAAAACGAAAACAAAGAUCCUUACGAGGAUUGUGUAGCGACCAUGAGGUUGUACAUGAGAAUGAGAUCCCAAGUUCACAAGAUAGAGGAGUAUCCAUUGGCUUCUGACCCACAAAACAAGAACAAUUUUGCAAUUUGGAAGCAAUUUGAGCUUGAAAGGAUGAGCCCAGAACAGAUGUUGGAAGUCUCAAGAUCUGAUUAUUAUUGCUGGUGCUUGGACUCCAAGCUUAAUUAGACCUUAAUUAAACAUUAUAGUUCAUAAAUCAUAUGAUAAGUUUGUAAUAAAUAUGGAGAAGAAUGUGUUUAUGCAUUGCAAAUUUAAAUAAAACUCUCAAAAUUAUGGUCAAAAGCUAUUUCGUUCCAGCUCUAAAACAGCAAACAUCACAACAA